AUGGGUCCGAUGGGUAGCCCCAAGACUGGCAUGCAACAAGGAGGACAUGGAGGAGGAGGAGGAGGAGGAGGAAUGGGAGGAAUUGGAGGUGGAGGAGUAGGGACCAGAGCUGGCGAGCCCUACCGCCUGGCCACUCACGACACUCCUACUACCCCCCGACAUAUGCAGUCAAGCCAGGGGCCCGGCAUGGGGCAUGGCCCAGGGUCUGGCCACGGGAUGGGUCACAGCCCAGCUGCGUCCGGCAUGACAGGCCACGGAGGUCACCCAAGUCCUGGUCAGCACGCCUCCCGUCGAAACCUCCAAGUCGACUUCAGCGGUUCGGGCGGCCCCAGGACAGGCCGGUCUUCCUCUGUGUCUCCUGACCGUGGCGUGACGCCCACCUCGCCCUAUUCGGUGCCGCAGAUCGCACCAAUGCCAAGCAGCAAACUGUGCCCUGUGUGCACCUCCACAGAGCUGUCCAACCCACCGGCUUUACCCAACUACAACACCUGCACCCAGUGUAAGGCCACCGUCUGUAACCAGUGUGGAUUCAACCCCAACCCGCACCUCACUGAGGUCCAGGAGUGGCUGUGUCUGAAUUGUCAGAUGCAGAGGGCUCUUGGCAUUGAUAUGACCACACCUCGCUCUAAGAGCCAACAGCAGAUUCACUCUCCGUCCCACCAAGCCAAACCCAUCGUCCAGCCUCAGCAGCCUGCACCUCAGCCAAUACAGCCGGCAACAGCAGCACAGCCCAAACCUUUGGCACAGAGUCAGCCCACCCAGCGGCAGCAGCAGCAACAGCAACAGCAACAGCAACAGCAACAGCAACAGCAACAGCAACAGCAGCCUCAGUCUCAGCCUCCCCACCCUGGAGCUGUGCCUCUUCCUGGCAUGACCAAGGCUCCAUCCCAGCCCGAUUUGGGUCGCGGUUCUCCAAUGCAUCAGUCUAUGGCGCGUACCCAUGACCAGACCAGAAGCGCCGGUUCCUCCCCUGCCCACAGACCUCAGAGUCAGGCCCCCCCGCCUGCCCAGGAUGGCCUGACCAAACUGUUUGGCUUUGGGGCAUCGCUGCUCAAUCAGGCGAGUACCCUCAUCAAUGUUGACCCUCUAACCACCGCCUCCACCCAGCCAAGCCCUGCACGAGGCAAGGUGGUAUUCAGUAAUACAACUCCUGACAACAAGCAACAGCAAGGGGCCCCUGCUACCAAAUCAUUCAGUAUGGGGGGCCCUCAUGUGCCGGGUCAAAUGGGUGGCCCUCAUGCACCAAGUCAAAUGGGGGGUCCUCAUGCACCGAGCCAAAUGGGUGGCCCUCAUGCGCCGAGCCAGAUGGGUGGCCCUCAUGCGCCGAAUCAAAUGGGUGGCCCUCAUGCGCCGAUUCAAGUGGGGGGUCCUCAUGCGCCAAGCCAAAUGGGGGGUUCUCAUGCGCCGAGCCAAAUGGGGGGUCCAAAUGCCCCGAGCCAAAUGGGUGGUCCUCAUGCACCGAGCCAAAUGGGGGGUCCUCAUGCACCGAGCCAAAUGGGGGGUUCUCAUGCACCGAGCCAUAUGGGAGGCUCUUAUCCACCGAGCCAAAUGGGAGGUCCCCGGAUGGGUGGACUGACCCAGAAGCAGCAGACCAUGCCCCAUCAACAAGGAAUGCCACAACAGCAGUCGCCUGCACAUCAUCAAAAAGGGCCACAAGGACAACCACAUCAGCAAAUACCUGCUCAUCUGCAGAAAGCGCCACAAAAGCAGGAGCCUGUGGCAGCCCCUGUGCCUGCUCCAGAGCCUGUGAAGCCUAAAGUGAACUGUCCCCUUUGUAAAACGGAGCUGAACAUCGGCAGCUCCGACCCGCCCAACUACAACUCCUGUACGCAGUGUCACAGCCAAGUGUGUAACCUGUGUGGCUUCAACCCCACGCCACAUCUGGUGGAGAAAAAGGAGUGGUUAUGUCUCAACUGCCAGACCCAGCGGCUGUUGUCCGGAGGAGGUCUCGACGAACCUCCACUUCCUGUUCCUCACCCGUCUCCCAAGCACCAGCCAAUGGGCUCGCCCCGUCACCAGGCGCCAGCCAGUCAACAAAGUCCUUUCCACAAGCCCACCAAUCAGCAGGUGCUCAGGCCAGCCCAGGCGCAGAAAGCGCAGAUGGGAAGUGCUGUUAGCGGACCGUUUGCACCCGCUGCUGCCAAACACCCAACCGACACCAAGACCACGACACCAGUAUCAACCACAGAGACCCAGAAACAUCAGAAACCCACAGAGGAGAAGCCCAAAACCGAGCCUGAGAACCAAACUGCCAAAGACACCAAACCCUCCCAGAAGAAAGGAGAACAGAUCACACCAAUCAAGGAAAUGAAGAAGUCCCGGCACUAUGACGAUACAAAAAACAACAGCACCCAUGACUUGUCACGCAGCCCUCAGAGCCUCAGUGACACCGGCUACUCUUCUGAUGGCAUCUCCAGCUCCCACAGUGAAAUCACAGGUCUAAUCCAAGAAGAGGAGAUGAAGCUGAGUGAGAGGGGGAUCAGUGGACGGGGCUCCCCACCAAGCCCUUCUGAAAUCACCAAGCUAGAAAGCUCCAUGAGGCCAUUGCUGGAGAAGAGCCUUUCUGAAGACAAGGGGGACAGAAGAGGGAGAAAGCACAGAGACUUGGAUGAUCGAGGGAAGCAGCGCCCUCGCUCCCUGUCAAUCCCACCAGAUUCAUUCGACUCUGACGAGGAACUAGAAGAUAUACUAGAGGAGGAAGAAGAUGGAGGAGACUGGGAUGGUAAACGGUCGGAAGGCAAGGAGGAGAAGAAGGAGAAAAAAAAGAAGGAAAAAGAUGCUGAGCCCCCAGAGAUGACUGAUGAAGAGUUCAUGAGGAGACAAAUAAUGGAGAUGAGCGCUGAUGAAGAAAAUGAGGAGGACGAGAUGGAGGAAGAUGAAGAUGAAGAUGAGGAAGAUGAAGGAUAUGGCUACCAGAAACCCAAGAAAAGCCAGCAUAAACACAUCUCUGACUCGGGGAAAGAAAAAAGACGUCUUCAGCACCACUCCAGCAGUUUUGAGGAGGAAACUAAGAGCUCUUCCGAUGUUUAUAAAGGCUCAAUGGAGGAGGGUGAAGAAGAUUUGAUGGCACAAGGAGGCUUGAGGCGCUUCAAAACCAUUGAACUUAAUAACACCAGCAGCUACAAUCGAGACAUGGAGCUGGGCAAUGAAAAUGACUUAAGCCUUGAUCGGGAACCAGAGCUGGAGAUGGAGAGCCUGACAGGAUCUCCUGAAGAGCGUUCUCGGGGUGAUUACUCCUCAACACUGCCAGCUACUUCAUCCUCAUAUGGCUCAGGCCAGUCUCCUACUUCCAUAUCAUCAAUGGAGGAGGACAGUGACAGUAGCCCCAGCAGGAGGCAAAGGCUGGAAGAGGCCAAGCAGCAGAGGAAAGCACGCCACCGCUCCCAUGGCCCGCUCCUUCCUACCAUUGAGGACUCUUCAGAAGAGGAUGAGCUGAGAGAGGAAGAAGAACUUCUGAGAGAGCAGGAGAAGAUGAGGGAGGUGGAACAACAAAGAAUAAGGAGCACAGCACGAAAGACCAAGAGGGAUAAGGAGGAGCUGCGGGCUCAGAGGCGCAGAGAGAGAUCCAAGACACCACCUAGCAAUCUCUCACCCAUUGAAGACGCUUCUCCAACAGAAGAGCUGAGACAAGCUGCAGAAAUGGAAGAGCUCCAUCGUUCUUCUGCUUCUGAAUAUUCCCCUCAGAGUCUGGACUCAGAAGCUGAGGGAUACGAGUCCAAACUUUACAAGUCAGGCAGCGAAUACAACCUGCCUACCUUUAUGUCUCUCUACUCACCAAUAGAGAAAUCAUCAACUACAACAACCACCACAGCACCAUCUUCAACUUCUAAACCGCUAAAGAGUGCUGAGGAGGUUUAUGAGGAGAUGAUGAGGAAGGCAGAGGUGCUUCAGAAACAACAGAAGCAACAGCAGCAGCAAGGAAGACAUGGGCAGUACUACGAGGAGGAUGUUAAUGGUCAAGGUUAUGAUGAAGAGUAUGAAUAUGAACAAGAGCAAGCCGGAUAUGACAACGAGGCAGCAGAGACAGAAACAGAUAUUUAUGAGGAGAUCCGACAAACAUCUCAGAACAUUACCAAGAUGCAGCAGGCCACUGAUGAGCAAGUAGAGAUCGAGAUUGAGAGCUCCUACCCAGACAAACAGCUCCUAGACACAGGCUCAGCCUUUGCCAAGUUACUGGAGCAAAGCAAUGCUCUACUAACUCCAGGGACCAGCCCCACCCAGAUCUCAGCUCCUGUCUCCUUUGCUGAGACUGGAGGACGGAUUCCUGAUGUCCGAGUAACACAGCACUUCUCUGCAAAGGAUGGACACAAAGACAGGAUCAAAAGCCAAGCAGGAAAGAAUGGAAUAACUCCAGCAGUGGCUGCCACCACUAUCGCAGCUUAUGGAGUUUAUGCCAGAGAUGCAGUAACUAUUUCUCAGACUAGUACAAGCCCCACUAUGACGACUACUCAGUCUGGUAUGUAUGGCCGACACACAGCAAGUCCUGCCACAUCUUCAACUACAGUCUCAAGUGUAUGCAGCAAGAUUGCAGAGAUUACCCAGGCAUACAGUCAAAGAGAAGUGAUCACCAGAAGGGUAGGGGAAACCAGGGAUGUCCAAGUGCGAGACAGCUCUACAUCUUCCAUUGAGAGAAUUAUUGAGCCACGUUCUCCCAAGUAUACUACUUAUUACAGGAGCACCAGUCCUCCUCUUUCUCCAUCACCACCACCACAGAGUCCUACACGUUCACCUUCCAGAAGGAAUACAGCUGAAUUCUCGACACAGACUUUCAGUUCAGCAUUACGAAGAACAGAGUCAGCUGGCUCUGGGCCUACAUCUCCAGUGACUGCUCAGGGAACCCAAACAUCACAUCGAUCAGUUUCCCCACGGCUCUAUCGUCAGCAGUCUUCCCAGGAUACCCCAUACUCACCACCUCCAAGCCCAGCUAGGCCAAUGACAGUCAACACUGCUACUUCACCCCUGUCUUCACCUACCCGGUUUAGCCGCCAAUCAACAUUUGAAAAUUACUCCCCAUGUGGCAGCCCUCCAGACACGCCACCUUACCACCAGUCUCCUACGCGUAGCUUCUACCGAACGCAAAGAGCGGAGAAAGUAAAUGUGGGAACAAGUAUGAUCACUACAGCCAGCACUUACACCAGAGGGUCCAUGUCAAUGGACAACAUCUCCCUUUGUCGAAUAUCUACAGUGCCAGGCACUUCUAGGGUAGAGCAGGGCCGUAUGAUCCAAGGUGGAAGUGUUGUGGACCUCAGAACAGUGACCAAACCAGCUCCUAUUAUCAUGACUGACCAGGGAAUGGAUCUCACUUCCUUGGCCACUGAAAGCAGGAAAUACCACGGUGUAUCAGAGGGUAGCAGGCAUUCAACUAUUGUACAGCCACUGAUUAUGAACCUGAACACCCAGGAGAUCAUCACGCCAACCACUGUGAGUGUCACUGUGGCUGCGUCCAUGUUUAUGACUCAGCCCCAACAGCCAACAGUCUAUGGUGAUCCACAUCACAACCAAGUGGAUCUGGGUCAGGGCAUGGGUUCUGCUGUGUGUCUUUCCCAGAACAAACCACCAAUCUCCACUUCAAAUGACCCAACAAUACCAAAAAUUGAUGCCAAACUGGAAGACCUUAGUAUCCAACAGAGAGAGCUACAAAUACAGCAAGAGAAGCUGCAGAAGCAACAACAGCUCCUUGAACAUCAGUUGCAUCACCACCAUCAGAUGCAACAUCAGCAGCAACAGGCAUCUGCUUUGGCAAGGUACAGCCUUACUGGCCAGAUCUCACCUUUACUGAAAAAAGACUUGCUAGUCAGUCAAACUAGCGCUGCCUCAGCUGUGGUCAGUGCUGUUUCACCAAUCAUUAACCCUGAGCUGUAUGGCACUGGUCCUGUUGAGCUGAAAGGGAAGCCUAGCCCUACUGGUAUGAUAUCAGGAGGUAAAUCACCACAUAGCAUGGUAGUACAGAUGGAUGUAGGGCCAGAGCAGGCCAGGGCAGUGACUCAGCUAGUGAAGGUAGAAGAAGGACAGGAUGCUAUGGAUUUGACAGAAGGCCAAAUUAAACCUGAUAACCAACCAGCUUGCUGUGACGUUGUUUACCGACUUCCAUUUGGUGGAAGCUGUGUUGGUGCUGAGACAGAGGGCAUAAGGCCUCCAUCUGCCCCACCUCUCACCUAUGAGUCUGACCAAGAAAGACAAUCCGGAGGGUACCAUGAAUAUGCAAUGGAUGAACGUAAAGCCUACACAUUACCUUUCCCUGGUAGGCUCCAGCCUUCGAUGUCUGAUACAAACCUAGCGGAAGCUGGGCUACAAUCCUACCAUUCUAAACUAGAACCACAACUCCAAGCCUCAGGAGAACUUGCCAUGGAUCUUACUGCUAUGAAACAAGGUUAUGGAGGUUAUAUAGGGAUGCAGUAUGGCUCCUAUACAGAUUUACGGCAUGGAGGAGACAUCACAGCCCAAGCAAUGCCUAUAAGGAGAUAUAAUUCCUUGUCUAACAUCAGUUCAGACUAUGGCUACUCUGCUCGUGACAUUGCUGGCUUCCAAGAAGCUAACUUGGCUCAGUACAGUGCUACAACUGCCAGAGAGAUUAGCCGGAUGUGUGCAGCACUCAAUACCAUAGAUCGAUAUGGAAGCAACCCAGACUUGAUGCAGUUUGGUGGUUUAGGGAGAGGAACCGGGCCUGGGGCCGCCAGGCUUGCAGCAGGACUCGGCUUGAGGCAAAACCUUCUCUUUGGACUAGAUGGGAAGCCAAUCUCCCACAGUCAAGCGCUAACCAACCUUAUCAAUGCCAGGCAGGCUAGUCUCAGGGCCAUGUACCCUGCAGCUAUUAGGUCCUCUGAUGGGAUGAUCUACUCCACCAUUCAGACCCCCAUUGCUUCUACUCUUCCAAUCACAACUCAGCCUGCCUCUGUUCUUCGCCCAAUACUGAGGGGGGUCUACAGGCCAUACCCCUCUGCCAACAUGACACCUGUGCCCCUAUCCAGUCUUAGUAGACUACCAAUGAGCCCCAGAGUACCUUUAACUGGACAAGCUCCAGUCCGUUACCCAGCACCAGGUCUUCUCCAAACAACAUCAACCAAUGCCACUACUGCUGGUGCUGCAACAACUUUGGCACCAGUAGGUAUUCCAUUGUCUGUUUCCAUGAGUCCUACAUUCCAGGAUGAACCGGUUUACCUCGGUAAAGGUGCAUCCUCAUCAACAGAGGUCACCUCAGUACAAGGAGUUGUCAUACCAAUGGAGCCACAGCAGCAGCCAAUAAACCUUUCCCAGGCCCACCUGAACAGUCAACAACAGCAACAAGUUGCAACUGCUCAGCAAUCACAACAGCUUCCCUCAGCAGCCUAUGUCUACCCGCCUUCAGCUCCUUCACACACUCUUGGCUACACACAACCUCCAGCCGGCCCCUCUGCCCCAACUGGUGGUUUACCAAUUGCAGGGGGUCUUCCUCCCUUCCCCCCACCAGGUGCCAUACACAAGGAGGGUGAAACCGAGGCAGAGAGGCUGCAUCGGCAGCAGGAACAGCUUCUGCAGAUGGAGAGGGAACGUGUGGAGCUGGAGAAAUUCCGGCAACUGCGUCUACAGGAUGAACUGGACCGAGAAAGAAUAGAGCUGAAGCUGCACAGGGAGAAGGAGCAAAUGCUGGUGCAGAGAGAGUUACAUGAGCUGCAGAACAUCAAGGACCAGGUUCUACAGCAGCAGCAACAGGAACGCGAGAAACAACUUGUUCUCCAGAGGGAGCAGUUGGCCCAACAGAAGUCCCAGCUAGACCAGAUCCAGUCUUUACAGCAGCAGCUCCAGCAUCAGCUUGUAGAGCAGAAGAGACAGAAAACAGCUGCAGCUCAGAGCAUACAGCUGGAUGUGAACGGACAGCCCUUGCCCUCCUACACCGACUCUCAGAUGGGCUACCGUUCGCUCCCCAACUCCUCGUCAGAGAUGUGUCUAAGGAGCCAGCAGGAACACAUGGAGACCAGGAGCAACAUGAGGAAACACAGCUCCAUGACCAGGCUGACCAGGGACAGCUUGGACGGAGACGGCGUGGUAUUUUACGGCUCCUCCCGCAGGAACGUGGACAGCUGUGUGCAGACAGAUGAUGAAGAUGGAGAGGAGAGGUACAUGAUGCGUCAUCGCACCAGAAGGCGUGGUCGCAGUGUUGACUGCUCUGUCCAGACAGAUGACGACGAGGACAAGGCUGAGACGGAGCAGCCAGUCCGCCGGAGACGUUCUCGUUUCUCCCGGCACACUGAGUCCAAUGCCACUGGCAACAGCACUUCCGCCACAUCCACAACAGCCACUGAUACCAAGACCGACACUCACAAAACGGUGUCCUCCAGUAUUGCCAUCCAGACCAUCAGGGAAAUGUCUUGCCAGACGGAAGUGGAGCACCUAGGAAGAGUCUCCCCAGCAAUCCAUGUGACAGUACCAGACCCAAAUAAGGUAGAGAUUGUGCACUACAUUUCCGGACCUGAGCGGACCAUAAAAGGACAGUCUUUAGCCUGUCAGACUGACCCGGAAGCCCAGUCACAGGGUGUUGUAGCACCCCAGCUCAGUGUACCAACAACGGUCAGUCCAUAUUCUUCCUCUACCAGUACCGGAACGCAGCAAUCCAGUUCUGUCGACCUCCUGACCCAGCAGCGCCAGCAGCAGCACAUUGCAGCAAACGCAGCCAAGUUUGAGCGACGCCGCCCCGACCCGCUUGACAUCAACUACCAGCCUCACAACCACAUCCACAACGAGUCCAUCUCCAGCAUCAUCCGGCAGCAGCAGACGGUCCCCAAAUCCCCACAAGUCCUCUACUCUCCUGUCUCCCCGGUGUCCCCACACCGCCUGCUGGAGAAUUCUCUGUCCACUGAGAGGCUGAACAAGGCCCACGUCACACCUCAGCAGAAGUCCUACACAGCCGAGUCCCCGCAGAGACACCCCUCUGUGCCCCGACCCAUCAAGAGCACCCAGAGGUCCAUGUCAGACCCCAAGUCCCUUAGCCCAACCACAGACGAGCACACCAAGGCCAGGCUGUCCCUCUACCAGCAACAAGUACUCCAGAGCCAGCUGGCAGCCCUACAGCAGAGCUCACUGCUCCGUAAGGUCAAGCGAACCCUGCCCAGCCCUCCUCCGGACGAGACUACAACAUCAGCUCACCUGCCCAUGAUGGCACCUGCCCUCCAACAGGUCUACCUGCCCUCCGUGCCCAGCCUCAAGCCCGCCUCCAGGUCUGGCCUGGCUGCCAAAGCCAGCCUCCUCAAAGACCUCACCCACGAGCUGAAAGCCGUGGAGCAAGAGUCGACCAAGCUGAGAAAGCAGCAAGCUGAACUGGAGGAGGAAGAGAAAGAAAUUGACGCUAAACUGAGAUACCUCGAGCUGGGGAUCCACCAAAGGAAAGAAACACUGGUCAAGGAGAGGGAGAGGAGGGAUAUUGCCUACCUGAGAUGUAUGGGGGACAGUAGGGACUAUAUGUCUGACAGUGAGUUGAAUAACCUACGUUUUGCAGCUGCAGCUGCAUCACAUGAGACCAAUGGGCUUCUGUCAGCCAGGCCUAGCACUGCCCCUCUGAGUCAGUUCACAAGUGACCUGAACACAGCAGCCCAGUACCCACCCACCUCAUCCUUCCUAUCCUGUCAGUACCCCCAGAGCCAACCGGCAGCACCAAUUCAGCAAUCAAGUGUGCCGUACCAGUCAUCGACAUUCAACCAGCCUCCCUAUCCAACAGUGUCUCAGUCCCAGGCACUGCCACAGCCCACACCCCUCCAGAGUCAUGUCCCUCCUCCAGGACCAUCUUACCAGUCUCAACCCUCCUACCCUUCCCAUACCUAUCCCCCAACUCAGCCCCCAUAUCCCCAGACAGACAUUGGGUUACCAGCUGCACCGCAGCCUCAACCCCAGCCAGGGCAUACAGGUUUCGGGCCUGCACCACCCGGUCAGCCCCCAUACCCCACCCACAGCUCACCCUAUCCUAGUGCUGUGUCCUCCUACCCCAGCCAAACCACCCCAUACCCUGGGCAGCCCCAAGUUGAUAUCCUGACAGUCCACCCGGGAAGACCAAGGCAGACUUCGCUGGCCGAUCUGGAGCACAAGAUGCCCACCAACUACGAAACGAUCAGCAACCCCACAGUCGUGGUCACCACCACAGCCCAGGAAGCUACCUAUUCCGGUGCAGCCCCCUCUUAUGGUCAGUACACUGGAUCAACAACCAUGGCCAGCACCUAUGGGCCUUAUGGCUCAGCACCAGUGUCCAGCAGCUAUGGUGGAUACUCUUCCAUGCCACCCAGCACUUAUGGCCCAUAUACUUCAACUUCAGCUAAUUCAUAUGGCCAGUACACCACAACCAAUGCUAAUACUUAUGGCUACACCACCACCACAGCCAGCUCUUACGGACAGUACACUUCUACAGUUUCCAAUGCCUAUGGGCACUCUGUAGACAGUCCCUCCACGUACAGCAAUGCAGAUGGGAUGUACGGGGCUCCUGGCUUAGAGCAGAACAUCCCAAGGAACUACAUGAUGAUUGACGACGUGAGCGAGCUGACGGCAAAAGAUGGGCUGGGCACGACGACAGGGGACAUGAUGCAUCAUGGUGGCAGUGGGCGCUACCCGGGCGACAUCCACGGCCACAGCAGCACCAUUGGCAGUACGACGCGUGGGGGAAGUGGCAGCUCCUCGUACGGCAGGACACCUGAAGAGGAAGCAGCGAUGCAGGAAGAGCUGUACGACCACCACGGCAGGGGUAAGAGCAGCUACAGGCACGGACCUCUAGGGGGCAGCAGCAGCAGCGUGAGCGCUAGCAUGGGUGGGGGAUCCUCCUAUUACUAUGACUACGACUACAAACAUGGCAUCCGCUCCGGGGUACAGAAACCUUCGUCGUCCUCCAGAAGCCUUCUGGCUCCUGCUGUCAUGUGCUCCAAGCGCAGCAAGCACAGGAAACUGGGGAGUAUGGAGCAAAAAAUCUCCAAGUUUUCCCCAAUUGAAGAGGCUCGGGAUGUGGAGGCAGACCUGGCCUCCUAUUCCUCAGCGACAGGUGAGGCUUACCCCUCCUCUCACAUUCGAGGGCGCCAGCUGAUCGAGGAUUACGGUUUCAAGAGGAACGCUCAAGAGGGCAGCAGUGGCAGUGGCACCACUCAUGGUAGUCGAUACUAUGGUUCAACGGUGGAGGAGGACGAUCGGAUUUACUACACCUCCACCGGCCGCUCCCGUUCCACCGGCUACGGCAUGGACAAGAUCUCAGCCAGAGACUACUCCGGGUAUCGCAGCCGAUCCUAUGAGAGGGACGACCGCUCCUACCAAUCUGGCUACAGCCGGGGGCGCCGCCCAACCCGGCAGUACUCUGAAGAGGAGAGCCCACUCAGUCCCCUUGGGAGGUUCAUGGGUUCUGGGCGAUCAUCAAGCUUAGGUCCCGACCCGUACGACAGUCGCAGCAGUAGAUAUCAUUACUAUUAUGGCCAGUAUGGUUCCAGCCACUCGCUGCCAGACGUACAAGACCACAUACGGGACCUUCCUCGGACGCAUGUCUACAAAUCGGAUGAUACGUACAUUAUAGACGAUUAUCAUUGCGCUGUGUCAGACAGCGAAGCCUACCAUCUGGGACAAGAAGAAACUGACUGGUUUGAGAAGCCACGCGCCAGUUCUCGACACUACGGCAGCAGCCACUCAACUGGGAGGAGCCGGCACGGUGUGAAACACACCUACCAUGAUUAUGAUGAGCCUCCUGAGGAGGACCUGUGGCCCCAGGAUGAGUAUGGCCAUGGAGGGCGACACUCUACUUCCCGUGACCACCGUCAACAUGGUAGCUCUAGCCGACACUCAUCCGCAUCACGUCAUUCAGAUGAGCCGAGGUCCUCAAGGUCAUCUAAGGCACACCCCAAAGACCCGUCAAUGCGCCAAGACCCUUCACCACGAUCCUCAUCUACAGGAAGGCGUGGAGAGUCAAGGUCCGGAGGGUACCAAUCUGCGGACUACUCCCGAGAUCCGUCUGGCCACCACCACGGACAGCGCUCCUCCAGACAGGGGGAACCUCACCGUUCCUCUCGCAGCAAGUCCCAGCAGGCAGUGGACAUGCAGGGUCAACCAGGCUCCUCCAGGUCUGGCAGCAACUCGGCCCGGGCUCAGGGCCCUGCUGGUGGGCCUACGGGAUCAGGGCGCCAGGGUGGUCCAGGUUCCCAGACAGACGGAGCUCAACAGAGGACCCAGCUCCAACAGCAAGCCCAGACAUCAGCGGCCAGGCCCGGGCAGCCCGGUGCUGCAGCAACCAUGGGCCCCCAGCAACAGCCCCCAGCCCAGGGACAAGGCAUGGGUAUGGGCAUGGGCAUGGGCAUGGGGCAGGGCCAGACCAAGCCAGGGCAUAUGGGACCAGCAGGUGGACCCAUGGGCCAGGCCAGGCAGACAGGACCCACAGGAACCACGCCAGUCAACAUGGCCAAAAUCGACACGCCUCCAGUAACAGCAAUUGGAGCAAAGGCUGCGCCCGUCAUUGCCACAAAAGCUGCCCAGCCCCCACUCACAGGCAUAGGCUCCAAAGCAGCUCCUAGGCCAGGAGGUAUUGGCAGUGCAGCAGCAGGUCAGCCAGGCAUUGAUGGAGAAGGCAUGUUGUCCAAGAUCCUCCCUGGAUCUGCCGCUGAGCAGGCCGGCAAGCUGGGAGAAGCUAUCACCGGUUUGGGAAAGAAGUUCACCUCUUUCUUCUGAGGUGCUUAGAUUAAGGACUAUGUAAAUGUGAAAUGACGAAGUCACAAGGCCCCGUACCAGAAAAACCUGUGAAGUUCCCCCUGCUUUUGUUUUACUAAAAGAGAGAGAGAGGAAGGAGAGAGAGAGAGAGAGGGGAAUAGAGAGGAGAGCUGAGCAUACUGCCAACAAGGACUGGAAUCCUCUGGAUACAUCAUGUCUCAGGCCUGAGCACACACUGGCAGAGAGAACAUGCUGCUCUCUGGCAGGCCAGACAAUCAUGCCAAGCCAACAUCCAUUUUUAGAAGGACUAUGCUCCAUCCAGCGUCCCCAGCCAAAGAAUUAAUCCAACCUGUAGCAGUUUCUCCGCCCCUUUGUUACAAAAGCUGGCAACUGGCUGCCAAAAAUGACAGCAAAAUUUAAAUGUUCUUGCUGCUCUUUCUCCAUGCCAGUAGAGGGAGCUCUACCUAUCUACACAGCCAUCGGAGACGAGUAGAACCAAUGGAAGCUUUGUACCACCUCAGCCCUCCAUGUGGAUUUAUUACUGCAGCUUCAAUGGAUCGAAAUAAAAGGAUGGUGCAAUUCUACUCCAAUACGCUGACGACGUCACGGUUUAUAUGAGAGCUGCUUGUUCCUGCUUACAGGAAAUGUAGCUUUACAACAGGCAUGGUGACAUGCUAGGAUCCUUGGUUUCACAGUCCUGUGCUCAAACUAGGAAUAACAGUAACAAACCCACCUCUCUCCUCUUUUCUAUCUCUUCUUAAAGUAAAAAAAGAGCAGGGAAAAUGGAAUAAAACUUGCUGAUGUACUGCAGGUUUUUCUGGUACUAAAGACCUCUUGUUACGUCACCUAUUGGGAAGGAUAUUAAUGGAAAUGUCACGUUGAAUGAAAAAGACAAUGCUAACGACGUAGCUGACCCACAGAUCGUGUGUGUCGGCUUGCGUUACUUUCCACGGUUUGUUUCUAUCUACAUUCCAGAUUGGAACUGUUAAUACCUUUCGCUCCCUCUCUUCCUCACUUUUCUGCGUUUCUUGAAUGCUGAUUCGUCUUUAUUUCUAAUCCCCGCCCAACGAUCCUCAAUUUGCCAUGUCUUUAAAGAAGUGUCUAGUGGAUAAAAAAAAAAAAUAGGAAUUUGGAAUGCAUGGAACUUUAUAUCCAAGACCUUACACUGUUCAUCAUUACUUAACAGAGGCCAUAAAUACACUGGGAAACACAUCUUAGCUAGACGACGUAAACAAUAAAAAUGAAGAGAGAUUUCCGGAGCAUCACACAGGAAUUGGGCCACGGGAAUAAGAGGAGCCUUUUUCUUUUUCUUUUUAAGGAAAAAAAAUGGAUUGGUAUAUGGAGUGAAGCCGUAUGUGGUCGGGUUGUUUUUCAGCCAUUACAAAGCCAUUAAGACAACAUUUACCUGCAGUGCUUGUGGUGAUGGGGUUUCUCCAACUGCUCCACAACAUUUGGCUCUCAGAUAUUUCUCAUGUUGUUGGUGGUUAUCAUUUCUUGUGUUCUCUUCUCAUUUUUUCUAAUUUUGUUUUGUUAUUUGCCUGGUUUUUAUGUUGCAGGUUACCAAUAUCGCCUUAAUCAUUCUUAAAUAUUUUUAUUUUAAAGUAAAACUGGCAUAUUUUUUAUUAUACCCUGAGAACACAUUUUUUCAUCACACCCUUUUUUAUGUAGUUAUAUCAGCUGGAACACUGGCCACAGUGAGAUUAAUUUAUAUUUUUUAAAUUAACUUUGUUUUUGAUAAUUGUUUGUGAUAUAAUUUUUAUUUUAUUUAAGUUUUGUAAUGUUUUCAUCAUGCCCUCUGUGAAUUUUCUGACUCUUAUUUAUUAUCAAUACUUAUAAAAGCAAUAGAGUAAGAGGUAAGAAAGUAAAGAGCACAACAUUGUGUCAUUUUAAAAGUUGGUGGAGUAGAAACGCGGUGCCUCCAUCUGUCUUACUUAACACGGAUGUACUGCUUAAGUCUGACUUAACGUACCACCACCAACGUACUCCAAUAUUGUACUACUGCUGUACUAAUACAUCAGAGAGCAGGAGCUCACCUAUAAACACAAGUGUGGUACCACCCAGAUCUUCUCCAACAACCAACAGUGAGACGUCACGUCUUCACUCAGCCAGUCAGUGGAACGGAGUGACAUGCUGCUUGUGUUAGCCAGCUGGAGUCCGAUCUGAAAGCACUGCAGGGCAGCAGAGAGGCACUGAAAAGCAGACCAGUCACACAGCCCGGCAGAACUGGACUUUGUCACCUGCGGGGGUUUGGGUUUCAAUGUGAUUCUUCUGACCCUCCAAGAUGGAUGUUUAUUGGGGGCCCCGCCAAGCUCCUUUACACAUCAGUGUGUAUCAGCAUGUGUCUUCACUCUGUCAAAUGUGCACUGCACACGUGAAAGCACACUCGUAAAAUGGUGUGUAAAAGAAAGAAGAAAAAAAUAAAUCAGCACUCACGUGACUGAGUAACGGAAAAUAACUAACACACUUGGUUGUGUCACGAAGUCACUCGCCUUUUUUUAACUUUUCAUUUUCUAUCGUGGUGGCGUCCAGACCUGUAACCCAACCCCCGAAAACCUCUCUCUCAGACUGUCAGUUUUCAUGGAAACUUCUCAGGUCAGUGUUCUCCCUGCUGUUGCUCCUGCAGUGCAUUGUGGGAUCUGCGGUUCGGUACUUAAAACGCACUCUGUCGGGCCAAACAUUGCGAGGCCUUCAGCAAAACCAACCAACCAACUUCUGCUGUAUAUUGUCUGUGUGAACGCUCGCUGGGAACCUUUGCAUGCCGCCCAGCGCAGAGAACCUCAAAGUCACCUCUAUAUUGUUCUGUUCCUAAUGUUUGUACGUAUGUGUGUAUGGGGGUCUGUAUGUGUGUAUUUAACAAGCAUCAUCCAAUGUGGAAAAAGAAAAACAAGACAAACACGAGUUCAACCACAAAAAAAUAUGGUGGGCAGAAGAGGCGACCUCUCAUCUCCAGUCCUUCUAUGCAAUGAAUCAUAUUUGGAAAAACAGAAACAUGAGGAAGAAAAGGGAAGUGAAAAUACAUGAAUGGGAAAAUCACACGAUCAUUGUUUAUCACACCUGAGUUAUUCUGAUAUCGAGAUUUCUUUGCAUUCCUCAUAAAUCAAAAAUAAGGAGAUUUCGUGAAUUUGUUUGUGUGUAAUAUAGAUCUCUGGUAAGUUAGGAAAUAAUAAGAAGGGUCUUUGUAUUACUAGUGUUAACCUGGUCCCUGGUUCAGGUUCCCCGCUCCUCCCAAACAAGGGUCUCUCUCUAAAGAUGCGUUCAUGACAGCUGGGAAAUUACAUUUAGAGAUGAGAGGACGAGUAAGGAGAUGACAGUGUAAUGUAACAAUAAAAUGAUCCAUGAGUAGAAAUUCUUUAUUUGCCAUAAAAAAUAUAUUUCUACACACUCUAAUAAUAAAAAGAGUUCGGGUCACAAAAGAUGCUACACAAUAAGCAAAAUGGUAUUUGCUGUUCUGAAUACAACACAAGAGAAGUAUUUCCCCCCAAAAAAGGAGGAAAUAAAACCAUUUUUAAUGAGCAGUUAGCAGCACUGAAAGAUCCCAGUUGUCCUGAAAGCAUCAGAAACAGCUGCCGGCCAUCUUGUUUUGUUUUGCUUCAAGCAGGGUUAAGGGUUAACUAAGUAUACAGAAAGGUCGUCCAGAGAUUUAUAUAGACAAAAGUAAAGAUUUUAAUAAAUAUAUAUCUAACGAUUUCAAUACAUUCCCUAAUAUGGUUUGUAUCCGCUCAGGGGUGAAGAAGAAAAGCUCCUCUUUAUUUUAUUUUAUUUAUUUAUUUUAAUGACCAAGGCCCAAAAUUCCUAGUGAUCAGCUAGUAAUGUGCACUUGUUGUUUAAAAGACAGAGAAAGUAUUUAAAGAAUAUUUAAGUGAAACACAAAGCCAGU
This is a messenger RNA of Cottoperca gobio, 16507 nucleotides long. RefSeq names its product bassoon presynaptic cytomatrix protein a (gene bsna). Gene Ontology annotation, molecular function: metal ion binding; structural constituent of presynaptic active zone. Lineage: Eukaryota; Metazoa; Chordata; Actinopteri; Perciformes; Bovichtidae. The transcript is spliced from 17 exons. Gene Ontology annotation, biological process: presynaptic active zone assembly; protein localization to synapse. The record is from RefSeq and is a predicted model, not a curated record. Gene Ontology annotation, cellular component: GABA-ergic synapse; axon; cytoskeleton of presynaptic active zone. Bases 1 to 12651 code for a protein of 4216 amino acids.